AUGGCACCCCUACACACCACGCUCCCCUGGACAGCGUCGCCACUCCUCAUCUCCGCACCCAUGGGUGGCUAUGCCGGCCCGCACCUCGCCGCCGCCGUCUCCCGCGCGGGCGCCCUCGGCCUCAUUGGAGCCUUGAUGGACGAGAAUUUGCUUGAUCGGCAACUACAAGAAGCAAGUGAUCUGCUGGAACGGGAGCCUAAAGUCCAAUCUGGCACAGACGGCAUGCUGCCGAUUGGUGUGGGACUAUUGCUGUUCGCGCUCGCGAAGCCGGAGAAGCGCGAUGCAUUCCUCAACGUCUUGGGGAAGUGGAGGGUGAGUGUAGUGUGGCUUUUCGCGGAGCGGGAACUCAAGGACUUUGGAAUAUGGGCGCAAGAGAUCCGCAAGGUCGAGGGGUUGCAGCACACGCAGAUCUGGAUACAGACUUGCUCGGUGGGCGCGGCAGUACAGUUGGCGAAGGAAGUCAAGCCAGAUGUGUUGGUGAUGCAGGGCAGUGACGCUGGCGGGCAUGGACAUGCGCGGUCUGCCGGUGUGGUGAGCUUGGUGCCGGAGACCAUUGAUGCAUUGGCCGCCGAAGACCUUACCACGACUCCGUACGUGGUGGCGAGUGGAGGGCUCGCGGACGCGCGCGGUGUGGCUGCAGCUCUGGCUCUAGCCGCGGACGGCGCAGUCAUGGGGACGAGGUUCCUAGCGAGUGAGGAAGUCAUGAUGCCGCACCCAGGCUACAAGCAGCAAGUACUCGACGCCAAGGACGGCGCGCAUGCGACGACGCGGCACACGGUAUUUGACGAGUUGAAGGGACCGAACAUGUGGCCGAGCCACUAUGAUGGACGGGGCUUGAGGAGUGUGAGUUGGAAGGAGCAUGUUGAGGAUGGUGUUGGAAUUGAGGACAUCCGGCAGAGGACGAAGGCGGCCGAGGACGGUGAAGGGAAAGGGUACGCUGGUGCGCCGGAAGAGAAACGGCAAGUUGUCUGGGCUGGAACAGGAGUCGGGCUGGUCAAGAAGGUGAUGCCUGCUGGAGAGAUUGUGCGGACGGUGAGGGAUGGUGUGAAGCAAAGGCUCGAGGAUGCUAGAGCGAGAUUGUGA
Messenger RNA from Cyphellophora attinorum, 1083 nucleotides. Its product is annotated as Nitronate monooxygenase. The transcript has a single exon. Gene Ontology annotation, molecular function: nitronate monooxygenase activity. NCBI's taxonomy places the organism in Eukaryota, Fungi, Ascomycota, Eurotiomycetes, Chaetothyriales, Cyphellophoraceae. The coding region runs from base 1 to 1083 and encodes 360 amino acids. The record is from RefSeq and is a predicted model, not a curated record.